CACUUCCUGCUGUCAAACCCCAGCUGCGUUAGAAACGAUCUGUUUUUCAGUAUCUAUAUUUCGAGAGACGGGGGUUGUGCUUCCGACUUUCCCAUGUCGAUUGUUUGCAUUUAUAAACUACACAUAAAAGGAAACGACACGCUGGAGAUCGAGGGGAUGUUACGGCCGCUUCUGCAGACGCUCGACUGUCUUAUUUUUGGAAUAUUGGAGCUGUUGUGAAAUCGCUGGGAAAUAAUUCGCGUUUGCGGAGAAUCAUAUACCGAAACAUAUAUUUGUCGGCGAGUCGCCGUGUUGCAAAAGAAAACUGCGAGGGAUUUGUGCGGCUUGCUUGCUUUCACUGUGAGUCGGUGACAAGAGAUUCCUCCAUCGACGACCCCAUCGACCCCCCCCCCCCAUGUGUGAGGGUUUGCACUGACUGUCUAAAUGGAUCCGCUGAAUAACCGAAAGAUGGAUCAGGAAUCCAGUUGGUGCACCAGCUGAGGGUGAACUCCCCCCUGCUCACAGCCUAGCGGAUAGCAUGUACAAGAGGAAUGGUCUGAAGUCCAGUGUGGCGGUCACCUCAGCCACUCCAGAGGGCAGCAGCAGCUCGGACUCUCUGGAUGGCCGCAGUGUGGACUAUGAGAAGAGCUACGACGCGGUUGUGUUUGACGUGCUGAAGGUGACUCCGGAGCAGUUGGCUAGCCAGAUAACGUUAAUGGACGCACCGGUAUUUAAAGCGAUACAACCCGAGGAGCUGGCUAGCUGCGGGUGGAAUAAGAAGGAGAAGCACAGGAUUGCACCCAACGUCGUCGCGUUCACAAGAAGAUUCAAUCAGGUCAGCUUCUGGGUGGUACGAGAAUUAUUAACGGCACAGACCUUAAAGAUACGCGCAGAAAUACUAAGUCAUUUUGUAAAAUUAGCGAAGAAACUGCUAGAGCUGAACAACCUCCACUCUCUCGUGUCCGUGGUGUCUGCCUUACAGAGUGCGCCGAUUUUCAGACUCUCCAAAACGUGGGCACUUAUUAAUCGCAAGGACAAGACCGCCUUCGACAAGCUGGACUACCUGUUGUCGAAAGAGGAGAACUACAGCCGCAUGAGAGAAUACAUCAGCACCUUGAAAAUGGUCCCAACCAUCCCUUAUCUAGGAAUUUACCUCUUCGACAUAAUCUACAUUGAUUCUGCUUACCCUGCCUCGGACAGCAUUCUGGAAAACAAGCAGAGAACCAACCAGAUGAACAAUCUCCUCCGAAUAAUCUCCGAUCUCCAGGUCUCAUGUAACUACGACUACCUGGUGACGUUGCCCCAUGUGCAGAACUACUUAAUGUCGGUACGCUACAUUGAAGAGCUUCAGAAGUUUGUGGAAGAUGACAAUUACAAGCUGUCCCUGAGGAUCGAGCCAGGCAGCAGCUCGCCACGCCUGGUGUCUUCCAAGGAGGACCUUGCAGGCCCUUCCGAGGUCUUGACCUCAGUGCGCUACAGAAGGAGACCCACCUGUCCGGACGCCUCCGUCGCUGCCAGCCUGCCCACACCCCCAGUGGCACGGCACAGGAAGAGCCACAGCCUGGGGAACAAUGUGAUGUGUCAGCUGAGUGUCGCGGAAAGCAAAAGUGCCACAUUCCCGACUGAGAAACCACGCCACCUGCUGGACGACAGCCUCCUAGAAUCCCACAGUCCAGCCAGGAACCUCUCUCAGAACCGCGUCUUCUCAAAUGGGACGUCUCUAGGCAGCAGUGAAAGCUCCUUCAGUGAAGAGCUGUCGUCGGGCGUGGAGAGGGGUCGGUUGUGUGCCACAUUGGGGCCCAACUGGCGGGUCCCUGUUCGGAAUUCUCCGCGGAUCAGGAGCUGUGUUUACAGCCCCACAGGCGCUUGUCCGAGCCGCUCGUCCGGCAGUGGAAUGGGCGGGAUUGCGAUCGAAGGACCCCUGAGAAGAAAGACCUUGCUGAAGGAAGGAAAGAAGCCAGCUCUUUCCUCCUGGAGCCGCUACUGGAUCAGACUCUCAGGCUCAACUCUUCAGUAUUACGGUUCCAAAGCACUGAGGGCCACUGAAAGAAAGCACUAUAAAUCCACGCCCUGUAAAAAGGUUCUUGUGAUUGGAUGGAUGGUGGUCUUACCCGAUGAUCCGGAGCACCCCGAUAUAUUCCAGCUCAACGACCCUGAUAAAGGCAAUGUGUACAAGUUUCAGACUGGUUCAAGGUUUCAUGCAAUACUUUGGCACAAGCAUUUGGAGGAUGCCUGCAAGAGUGGACGGCCUCAGAUACCUGCCAACCUGAUGUCUUUUGAAUAAAAUCUCUUCUCGGCAGCCUGGCCUGCGGGGACAGUGGCAACCUCAUGCUUUUGGGAAAACUCAACCUGCAGAACAAGAACGGUGUGUUUUUUGGAACAGAGGAUUGUUAAAACACUGUUUACAGUACAAAGGAGUGGCCUAGAAGAAACAACUGGCAUACUUACUUGAAUCAAGAAAAGAACUUCAUUUUUAAUACUUCAAGAGAAAGCAGAAUAGAAGAUGAGUGCAGUCCAUGAGUCUCGUGUACCAGACUGCUUAAAUGAAUCUGUUGGUUUUGGUCAAUGGCGACCAAUGAACUGUGCAUCAAAAGACUCCAAACUCCUGCCUAAUGUUUUUUCAUUUAAUUCUUUUGUUUGUUUUUUAAAUGUGUUAUGCUGCUUUAUGUAACUGAACGUUUUUUUUUUUUAGCCCAUGUUGGGUUUUAAAAGAAAGGAAAAAGAAAAAAAGUUUCUACUGCACAUAAAACUUACUGGGAGUGUUAACAGACUUCAGAGUGUAACUGUUUAGAAUAGAUCACCUGAGAACACGAUUGAGGUACAGGAUUGUGUGUGUGUGUGUGUCUGCCUGCCUGCCUGCCUUACACAAGGGUCUGCCCUCCACACAUUGACUGGACAGGUUGUGGAACGUUGGCACCCCAAGAAAAGACAAAGGGACAAAGGGCAAAACACGUUUCUCAAAGUGAAAACUACAAGCAAGUUCAAGCAGAAAGGACACACCAAAUGGAAGGUGUCAAAUACUGCAGCCUGCGCACGUACCCAGGAAUGAUCUAUUUGUUUAUGACCACAGUGUGUCCCAUGUAUAUCUACACAGUGUGUAAGGGAUAAACCUGCCCCCUUUAGUACACAAGACACACCUAAAUGACCUUUAGCUAAUACAAAUAUUGAACUGCCAAUGCAGCGACUGGACCCAAACACGUUGAUAUGUAUUUAGAAUGUAAAUAGGGUUCCAGUUUGCAUUGCCCAUUUAUUUAUUACAAUAAUUCAACCCAUUGAUAUGACGCAUCCAUGAAUAGCAGAACGCUCAAUGGUAGAAUGGAUUGUUUUACUUUGAAAAAGAAUCUUCGACUACAAGUCUGUCUCGAUGCCUUCAGAUGUGUUGACAGCAUCUCUUUAGUAAUACACUAAAUCAACGUGUGGGGCAAUCCAAUGUGCCACAUACAGAACAUAUCAUUAGCACGGUUUUGUUUUUUCUUAAAUUGAUCCAGUUUAUUUGAACACACCUAAUGGUUUGAAUUGGUUUAUACAGGUAAAACCUUCAAGACAUGCUGAUAAUGCAAGGUCAGUUGAAACCAUGUGAUCCUUUAGCUUAAUUCCCCAAGCACGUUUUUUCCUGAAAUCUUAAAUUUACCGUCACUGCUUCGAGAUCAUUUGGCAGUACAAUCAAAUAAUCUUGUCAGGACCUGUUAUUUAGAAAAUAACAAUAAAUACUGUUAACUACUGAUCAGCUUGGCUAUUUAUUUAUUUAUUUUUAUCCCCCCCCCCCCCAUAUCAGCAGAUUAAAUGUGGUUUGGAGCUAUACCCUCUUUUUAAAAUGUAUUAAUAAAAGUUGUCUUGAGUUUAAACGCUCAACGUGGUUUAGUCACCAAAUGUUGGGGGUCUGAUAGCCUUGUUUAUCAAUAUUUGUUUUAAGGAAGAGAAAGGACCAUUUAGCACACAGUUUCAAUGUUGGAUAUUAUUUUUAGUAUUGCUGUAUUUAUCUUUUAAUGCACACUGUAUAGUGUAUCAGCCUAUACGAGUAAAGGUAAAGAAGUUGACUGUUUAUUUUCUGUUUUGGAAUUGUAAAAAACUAUUAUAUAAAACAAACAAGGUUUUAAUGGAGUACUUUAUUUAUUGUAAGGUAUAACACAGCUGCUAGAGGAAUGCAUUGCAGUCUUUUUGGUGUAUUUUGUCUUGAUGCUACGGUAGCAUUAACCGGAUACUUAACCCUCUCUAAUCAUUGUAUGGUGCUAUAGUUAAACGUUUCUUAAUGAGAUGAUCGAUCACACCCCCCCCCCCCCCCCCCCCCCCCCCAAAAAAAGUGUUUUUAUGAAUCGUCGUUGUACCUUGUCAUAUUCUUGUUGGUUUCUAGUACUUCACACAUCAUCGUGAUAAGUUCACAAUAUUUAAUUGUAGUGUUUAUGUAUUUCAUACGUUCAGAGUGCCAAAAUGAAUGGUCACCAACCCAUUCUGAGAAAUGUAAAAACGUGUAAUUGGAGAAUUGUGGAUGGCUGUGCUGUAUACACACACAUGUUAUAGCAGUACCAGUUUUCACAUAUGUGUAAAAACAACCGAAAUAUACAUGUAUGUGUGCGUGUGUAUAAACAAAUAUAUAAAUCCAUGUGUACACAUAUUUCAGUUGUUUGUACAUGUGUAAAUUGGUGCUUCCCCAGCCCACUGCAUGUUAUUUGUGUACAAACAUUGUUUCUGUUGGGUUUGUGGCUACAUGACCACUAAACCUUAACUGCCCAGCAAGGCUGUCGUUGUGUUGGUUUUCUUGGUUAAAUUAUUUGUUACCUUGCCCUCGUACGAAGCUGGAGUAUUUUUCCAGCUUGUAACACUGAUGACACAGUUUCAUGAAAUAAAACAUGUUUAUUUAAAGGACA
This is a messenger RNA of Acipenser ruthenus (sterlet), 4844 nucleotides long. RefSeq names its product ras-specific guanine nucleotide-releasing factor RalGPS1-like. Gene Ontology annotation, biological process: positive regulation of GTPase activity; Ras protein signal transduction. The transcript is spliced from 21 exons. The coding region runs from base 518 to 2263 and encodes 581 amino acids. Gene Ontology annotation, molecular function: guanyl-nucleotide exchange factor activity. Gene Ontology annotation, cellular component: plasma membrane. NCBI's taxonomy places the organism in Eukaryota, Metazoa, Chordata, Actinopteri, Acipenseriformes, Acipenseridae. The record is from RefSeq and is a predicted model, not a curated record.